AUGUCUUCCAUCCAACUCUCAUUCUCUCUCCGCGUCUCUUCUGGCGUCAAGACCGUCCACCUUCUCGGCUCUUGGGACAACUACGUUGGCCAGCUUCCCCUUGCCAAGGACAAGAACUCCAAGUCCGGCACCGCAUGGAAGGGUACCUUCAAGUUCCAGAACUCCACCCUCGAGGCUGGCAAGCGAUACUGGUACUACUACAUCAUCGACGGCUACCACGUCGCUCACAACCCUUCCGUUGAGUCCACCACCGAGCCCACCACCGGCCGAGAGCUCAACAUCCUCGACGUCACCGAGGACGGUUCCAAGUCAUCCCACAAGUCAAGCAGCAAGAGCUCUUCCCGACACUCUUCUUCCAAGGACAAGUCUUCUCGCCACCGUGCUUCCCUGACCGUCGACAUCCCCAAGGGCCGACCUCUCUCCAUCUCCCAGAUCAAGGCCCCCAAGCCCAUGUCUCCUCACGCCACCAAGCACAUCCUCCAGUCCGACUACGAGGAUCUUGAGGAGCUCACUGCCCGCUUCGGCAGCGCCGGCCUCGAAGACGACGUCCUCACCGACUUCAGCACCUCCCCCGUCUCCUCCAACGGCUCCAGCCUCUCGUACCGCUCCGACAGCUCCUCCCCUAGCUCCUCGCUCUCCGGCUACAGCACCCCCAGCUCCGACUGCAGCUCGUGCACCUGCGAGCGCUACGGAAUCACCCGCAAGGGCGAGCGUGUCAAGAUCGACUGUGGCGGCUCCCGAUGCGGCUACGAGGACAGCUCCGACUGUGCUAGCGACGUCAGCGACGACGAGGAGGCCGAGUACGAGGUCUCUGCCCGCCGCAAUGGCAUCAUUGUUGGUUGA
Messenger RNA from Trichoderma aggressivum f. europaeum, 843 nucleotides. RefSeq lists its product as uncharacterized. The transcript has a single exon. The coding region runs from base 1 to 843 and encodes 280 amino acids. The record is from RefSeq and is a predicted model, not a curated record. Lineage: Eukaryota; Fungi; Ascomycota; Sordariomycetes; Hypocreales; Hypocreaceae.